Messenger RNA from Malaclemys terrapin pileata, 4137 nucleotides. It is a transcript of the gene ATF7IP2, whose product is annotated as activating transcription factor 7 interacting protein 2. Gene Ontology annotation, biological process: regulation of DNA-templated transcription. Gene Ontology annotation, cellular component: transcription regulator complex; nucleus. Gene Ontology annotation, molecular function: transcription coregulator activity; protein binding. NCBI's taxonomy places the organism in Eukaryota, Metazoa, Chordata, Testudines, Emydidae. The transcript has 12 exons. The record is from RefSeq and is a predicted model, not a curated record. The coding region runs from base 797 to 3010 and encodes 737 amino acids.
CAAGGAGGCACGGGAGUCUAGAAGACAGCUUCAAGUUCUUUAUUGAUCAGUCAGCUGAGCGGGUGUCCCCCUCGACUCAUGCCAGAGGGAGGAGCACACCUUACAAGCGUAGAGCAAGCCUUUUUAUACCCAUUAACAAAUGACUUAACGUGAAUACUUUCUGCUGACCAAAGGAAUUUUUAAAUUCCUUUUUAGGGGUAAAUAGAAUACAUCUGUUGGGGCUGUAAAUAGGAUACAUUUGUUGAGCCUCUUUGAUUGAUUGUCGUGCUAUAUGUUCAUAUAUGGGAAAGGGAGUUUAUAGCCAUGGGGAACAGCUGGGAUAAUAGGCGAGUAUAUGGCCUUUGUUCUAACACCAGACUGCACAUAGAGCCUUGGGGUUCUUAGGGAUCGGCUUGUUUUGAAAUGGGAUUAGCUUGAUUUGGGGAUUAUUGCAAAAGUCAGGAUGUUUGUUUACUGCCCGAAAGUUGGCAGGGAGUUCCCGCCCUCUCUCUCCACUGAGGUAAGCGUUGAGGGCUGUGGAACCUUCUCUCCCUUUGCUGCGGGAGUCCCCGCCGCCACCUGAGCGGGACGAGCUUGGCGCAGGCUCGGAGGCGCUGGGGUCCGCUCCAGGCGGUCGCUAGGCCCUGAUUGGCCGGCGGCGCACCCUGACGUGCCCCGCACUCGGUAAUCCUGCCCUUCCGUGUGGUCGCGCGCUGCGGGGCGGUCAAGUGUUGCUGCAAGCGUCCGGUGCAGGGCUGUGCGGCGAUUCCGGAGCAGCGGCUCAUUGCUGCCCCCCCGCCCCUCCCCGGCAUGAAAGAUGGAGAGUUCAAAUACAAUCAUCCAAAAGCCUUUGAGAGCAAGAAAAACAAUGACUCCAAGUAGUCGAAAACAAGUGGAAAUGCUGAGUAAAACGAAGAAUAUUUCAGGACAAGGAAAGAUUCUAAACGGCUUGCAUACUGAGGAUCACCAUGUUCAGUUAAAUACGGUGGACAUAAACUGCAGAAGUAAUGAUUCUGUAAAAGGAAACUCACCAACUGAAUCAAAAACAGAUACGUUCCCUGAAAAAAGUGAAAUGUUACCUCAAAAAUUAACAGCCUCAAUACAGGGGUUCAGUGUUAACUCAAAAGUAAAUGAAGAAGUAAAACAAUGCUCAUAUGACAAAAAUUUUGAUCAAAACUGUCAAGAAGAAUCCCAAGAACCUCUCCAUGAGAAAUCUUGUAACAAAAACUCUGAUGCAAAACAGUUCCUAAAUGCUGGGUGUUUACAAGAUAUACUGCAUAAAUGGUAUGAAAAUGAACUAAAUACACCAUCCUCCAAGCCAGUUGAAGUGCAUUUGUAUUCAAAACCAAAUAACCUACCUGUUGACCAGUUAAAAGAGAAUGCUUGUUUAGACGAUCCAGUUAACAGUGAUUCUGGGGAUGAAAAAAGAACUAACAAGAUUAUUCCUAUUUUAGAAAAGAUAGACACAACAACAGAAAUAAAUAGUGCAAUAGAAGAGGUUAUUCCCAUAUUAAAAAAGGUAGACGUGAUAUCUGAUUCAAAUGAUGUGAAGCACAAAUAUAACCUUACUAAUUCAGUUACCCCCACACUGCCUGGGACAGAUAGAAUAGCUGAUGGUUCGGAGAGUAAAACAUCCUAUGGAAAUGGUAGUCCAAAUAUUUCACCAGAUGUGGAAGCUGCUGUUAUGCUGCAGGAUACAUCGCCUGGAUAUAGCAUUGGUGACAAUGUUCAAAGGAAGAGGGUAUGUUCAGAAAGCAAGGAAGACAGUCAUUGUAAACGCUUCAAAACUGCUGAUGAAAACAAAAAAGAGAAUAUUUGUACAGUGCCAGAAAAAGAGGAAAAAUUUUUGGGAAAGGUCAAACACUUGAUUCAAAAGCGUGUGGAUAUUUUAAAUAAUGAUGUCUUUAACCAUAAACUGGAAAGUUUAAAUGGAAGAGUUGAUCAAACACAAUGUCGAAAAAAACAUGAAGAAAUAGCUAUUACAUUUCUAAAGAAAGUGUCUAAGCUUGAGAGACGUAUUAAUACUGUGAUAGCAUUUCAGAAGAAAAUAUUAUCGAAAAUGGUCACUAGUAAGGCAAAUCUUCCAGGUGCAAACUCGCAAAAUGCGAUACUUAAUCGAACCAAAUCUGUUCCACCACUUCCUGAUAACAUAAAUGGACAAUCAGUUUCUUCAGUUAAACAUUUAUCAUCAUCCCAUAGACAAACUGGUUCCACUUCUGAAUGUGUUGCAGAAGAAAAUGUAAGCUCUGAUGAAGUUAUACUGAUUUCUGUGGAAAGCAGAAAUUCAACAACAGUAACAACUGCAAACAAUUCAGAUAUUCAAAAAAAAUUAGUUUCUACACAAGCAGAAAUUUCCACUAAAGCUCAAUCCAAAAACAAGUGCACUGAAGAAAAAACAAAAUCUGCAGUGAUUGAUCUAACAGAAGAAGAAAAGCACAAUUUUGAUAAAGGUCAAGACCUGGAUGGGAGAACUCAGGGUGCUGCAGGAAACAGUAUUAGUGGCUGGCUUGGUAAGUUAAAAGAAGACCAAAAUUCUGUGUCAAACAAAAGUAAUUCAAAGAAAGCAAGCCCCAAAUCAAAUCGCCUUGAGCCACCAGCACAAGCAUCACAUCAGGUUCUUGAACAGUUUCCACAUCCUCCUCCGCUACCAAGGAUACCUCCAUACCCAGAACUCAAGGAUGGAUUCAGAGACACUGUGCCACCUCAGAAGCCUGAACUAAAACUGGCUCAGGUGCAAAAUCCAAAAGGUAUUGCACUCUCAUGGACUGUUACAGAGAUUGAUCCCAAGUGCGCUCCUGUAGAGAGCUAUCACUUGUUCAUAUACCAUGAACACUCCAAUAACAGUACUGUACCACACUGGAAGAAAAUAGGAGAAAUAAAGGCUUUGCCCCUACCAAUGGCUUGUUCUUUAUCACAAUUUACAGCCUCCAAGAAGUACUACUUUACUAUACAAUCAAAAGAUGUAUGUGGACGUUAUGGACCGUUUUGUGAUAUACAAUCAAUUACUUUAAUUUCUCUGGAAAACUCAUAAGCUACCUCAAUAACUGUUACACGGUUGUUUCAAUUUGAAAUAUUGUAUUUUUACUUGUAAACAAUCCAGAGCCAAGGAAUUAAUUGUACCACAGACUGUAUUCACUCAGUUCUGUUUCUUAUCUAUCAUGCCAACUAUCAGUUAUUUAUAUUCUGAGCAUUGUUCUAUACAUUUUGUAAGUUGUUUCUAAUAACUUGACACUGAGAAUUCUGUUUAUAAAACUAAUUUCAGUUCUGGGUUUAGUUUAGUUAUUUUCCUUCUCAAUCCUUCCCCUCCCAUUCCUUUCAUGUAGGAUGUACUUGGGACAUAAAGGAAUAAAAGUUUCUACUUGGUAACUAUGAAUUGUGAUGACGAUCAUGAGAUUAGAAAUCUAAUAUGUCAUGAAUUUUUUGUGGUGUUUUGCUCACCCUUUUUGUAUUUUUGGGGAAGAUAGUGGGUUUUUUGUGUUCCAUUUCCUUCACUAAAUGGUGCACAAGCUUUCGGAAGGUUUUAGUUCUUGUACUUGUGUACUCAUACAGUACUACAGGAGCAUCUCCAUUAUUCUGAAGCCUCUGAAAAAUGCUUGUAAGGAUGAAAGUUUCUGUAGUGGGGAUGAUGAUAAUACAGGAACUAUAGUGUUUAAAUACUACCAUCACCUGAGAUAAUCAGCUGGACCAUUAUCUUUUUAGAGAUGCUGCAUUGUAAAGGAACACCAAAUGAGAUUGUUUCAUUGUCACCCAUUUUGGGCAAGAAUUAAGUUUCUGGGGAAGUUGAUUAAAGUGUUUAUAAAUAAAUGUUUUCCAGUGCUGUAUAAGUACUUCACCUGCUUGUAUCUUCUGGUAUUAAAGAGGCUUCACUUGCCUUUAGGUGUGGUACUAUGGUAGUUAUUACUCAUCCAGACAGACAUUUGAGAAUGCCACAAAGAGGUAGGUGACCCAUUACUUAGGUUAGUGAUGGUUCUAGAAUAUUUAGUUUACAAAAUUAUUAAUUACAAAAACAGUGUGGUGACAGUUGGCUUUCUGUUUAUGUAAAUAUGCAUAUUGAAAUGAAUUCAGUGAUAUUUGUAGUGUGUCCAUUACAGCAAGUAUAUAAAGAAAUAGUCAAUUCCUGGAUUAAUUUAAAUUUAGUAAUAAACUACAAGCAACGUA